Suillus plorans is the source of this 2548-nucleotide messenger RNA. RefSeq names its product WD40-repeat-containing domain protein. Bases 52 to 2472 code for a protein of 806 amino acids. Gene Ontology annotation, cellular component: 90S preribosome; nucleus; small-subunit processome. NCBI's taxonomy places the organism in Eukaryota, Fungi, Basidiomycota, Agaricomycetes, Boletales, Suillaceae. Gene Ontology annotation, molecular function: protein binding. The transcript is spliced from 4 exons. Gene Ontology annotation, biological process: maturation of SSU-rRNA from tricistronic rRNA transcript (SSU-rRNA, 5.8S rRNA, LSU-rRNA). The record is from RefSeq and is a predicted model, not a curated record.
GGACGCUCUCAUAUACUUGCAUUUUCUUUUUUUCAAGUUGGUGCAGCUAGGAUGGACGUGAAAGUUUAUACUGUCAAUGGCGCAGUAGCGGGCUCAUCAUCGUCUAUUCCAGAUUGGCUUAUCAAAAAACGAGCAGCGAAAGGAAAAGGAAAAGGAAAGCGAGUCUCAAAAGAAUAUGUCCAAGGUGCUAUCGAGCUCAUCCAAGGAUUCGAAUUCCCUGAGGCCAGCAACAAAAUCAAAACAACAAGAGAUGGUCAUCAUGCCAUAGCUACUGGCACCUACAAACCUCAGACAAGGGUCUGGGAUCUAGACGAGCUCAAUCUAAAAUUCGAGAGACAUUCAGAUGCAGAGAACGUCGAUUUCAUAAUUUUAUCGGAUGAUUGGACAAAAAUCAUGCACUUGCAGAAUGAUCGUACUAUCGAGCUGCACACUCAGGGAGGAUUUCAUUAUAGGACUCGCAUACCGCGCUUCGGUCGGUCACUGGCAUAUCACUUUCCAUCAUGCACCGCGCUCUUCUCAGCUUCAGGAAACGAGAUAUAUCGACUCAACCUCGAACAGGGGCGUUUUCUCAGUCCCCUAGUUCUUCAAGACGACGACAUUCAAGGCGUAAACUGUAUUGACAUCAACCCCGUGCAUAACCUCCUUGCAUUCGGCAUCGAUGGGAACGGGACAGUUCAAUUCUGGGACCUUCGCUCCAGAUCAUCCGUCGGUGUGCUUCGAGCACCGAACAAUCGAUUACUACGUCCAACAACACGGAGUACCAUGCCAGGCGUCGAUGACAUCGACACACUCAGUAUAGGCAUCACAGCUCUCGCUUCUCGAUCAGACGGUCUAUCAUACGCUGUAGGAACAUCCACAGGACACACCCUCCUGUACGAUAUCCGAUCCAACCGGCACUUCGCACUAAAAGACCAAGGCUACGGCCUCCCAAUACGCAAUCUAACAUGGAUAGAAGGCGGUCGACUCGCAGGGGACGGUAUGGUAAUGAGCGCAGAUAAAAAAGUCGUCAAAAUAUGGGAUCGUAAUUCCGUGAGCCCGUCUUACUUACUCGAUAGCACUAAUGCUGAUGACGACACUAACACCGACGCACAACAGCCGUCAUCCAACUUCGUAUCCAUAACACCCGCAAACGACCUCAAUCACAUCCACCACGUCCCAGGCAGUGGCCUCUUCCUAACUGCAAACGAAGGGAUUCAAAUGGGCACAUAUUAUGUCCCUGCGCUUGGUCCUGCACCACGCUGGGCUGGUUUUCUGGAAAAUGUCACGGAAGAGAUGGAAGAUUCUACGACCAGGACCGCGUAUGAGGAUUUCAAGUUUGUAGAGAGGAGUGAGCUGAAGACACUUGGCCUCGACCACCUAAUAGGAACCCCCGCUCUCAAACCCUACAUGCACGGCUACUUCCUGUCCCUCCACCUCUACGACACCGCACGCGUUAUUGCUAACCCUUUCGCAUAUGCUGAGCAUCGUGAGAAACUCGUCAAGGAGCGGAUGGAGAAGAUGGCGGAAACGAGGAUACGUACGAAGAAGGGUACUGGUGCUGGGGCUGGAAAUGAGGAAGUCAAGGUUAAUAAAGCGUUGGCGGAGAGGAUUGAGAAGGGGCUUGAGAAGGAGAGGAAGAAGGAGGAGAGGAAGAAGAGAAGGGGUGCGAAGGGUGGGGAGGAUGAAGAGGCUAUGGAUGUUGAUGUUGGUGCCGAUGAUGAUGAGGCAGAACAAACUCCAACCGAACUCGAAAAACCAACCCUCCUCAACGACCCCCGUUUCAAAGACUUGUUCCUGAACCCCGAAUUCGCAGUGGACGAAACGACAAGAGAGUAUGCGCUUUUGCAUCCUUCAGCUUCGGGUUCUAAGCAGAAGCCAAGAGGGAAGACUGCUGUUGAGGAGGAGGAAGAGGAGAGCGAGAGGGCUUCGUCUGCUGGGAUCAGUGAGGAUGAGAGUGAGAGCGAGGGCGGUGAUAGUGAUGAUAGUAGUGAUGCUGGUGAACUCAACAAAUUUGACCCGCGUGUGCGUCCAGGCCAAAAGAAUGAACGCGCACACCAAGCAUAUGCGCGGACGCGCCAACACAACAGACAAUCCAAUGCCAACAUCAACUUCGUCCCUCUCGUUCCACACACUGAAACUAGUACGAGCGUUAGGAAGACAGAUAAUAAGACUGCUACGUUUGGACAGCGGAGGAAUGCACCUACACGUGGUUCCUCUCACACUACGACACCCCACGCCGCAGCGAAGGGAGAUAAAGGAGGGUUUGAAAUGAGCUGGGUCCCUUCUUCCACAAAAGACACCUCAAGAGACAGGGGGAGCAGAAAAGACAGAAGUACGAGGAAGGGCGUGGAGGUGUUUGGAGCUGGUAUGGAGCGUGGGGGUGGGGAUGGGGAUGGGACGGCUGUGUUGAGUGAGAAUGAACGGACGGGGAGGAAGCAGCGAAGAAAGGGAAUGAGGAGUGGGAGCAAGAAUGUAUUCAGGCAGUUAGGGUAGCAGUCUGACAUUUGGUUUUUGACUCGAGGUGUUACCUACACGCCAGAAAUCGCACACCCUCACGUCACACUCAUCU